Messenger RNA from Pogoniulus pusillus (Red-fronted tinkerbird), 7328 nucleotides. RefSeq names its product ATP binding cassette subfamily A member 7 (gene ABCA7). Lineage: Eukaryota; Metazoa; Chordata; Aves; Piciformes; Lybiidae. Gene Ontology annotation, biological process: transmembrane transport; cholesterol efflux; phospholipid efflux. Gene Ontology annotation, cellular component: membrane; intracellular membrane-bounded organelle. Gene Ontology annotation, molecular function: phosphatidylcholine floppase activity; ATP binding; ATP hydrolysis activity. The record is from RefSeq and is a predicted model, not a curated record. The transcript has 51 exons. Bases 83 to 6988 code for a protein of 2301 amino acids.
CGCGCGGCGUCUCUUAAAGGGGCCGCGGCGGCAGCAGCUGAAGCCGAGUGGGGUGCAGGGUACAUGCCACCCACACCCCACCAUGGCUGUUGGCACCCAGCUGGGGCUGCUGCUCUGGAAGAACUUCACCUACCGCCGGCGGCAGCGGGUCCAAUUGGCCAUCGAGAUCUUGUGGCCCCUCUUCCUCUUCUUCAUCCUGAUCUCGGUGCGGCAAUCCCACCCACCCUUCAAGCAGCACGAGUGUCACUUCCCCAACAAGGCCCUGCCCUCUGCUGGGAUCCUGCCCUGGCUCCAGGGCAUCAUCUGCAACAUGAACAACCCCUGCUUUCGGCACCCCACGCCUGGGGAGGCCCCGGGCAUGGUGGGCAACUUUGAUGCUUCAAUCCUCUCCCGCUUGCUGGCCGAGGCUCAGCAGAUGCAGCUCCACGCCAAGGGGCAGAGGCUCCUGCGCAGCUUCGCCCAGCUCCUGCCCACCCUGCGCCAGCUCUGGGGGAGUGGGGCUCAGCGGAGGGCCCUGCCAGUUAGAGACUACCUGGCAAAGGAUGAGACCUUCUCACAGUUCCUCCUGACCAACACAUCUCUGCCCCCGGCGCUAGUGGAUGAGCUGCUGAGUGCUCGGCUCAGCCCCCGCAUUCUCUCCCUGGCCGGCACCGGCCGCCCGCUGAAGGCUGUGGUCUGCAACGCCUCGGAGCUGGGGGGCUUCUUGGUGGGGGGCGACGCUGCCUCCACCCAGCGCCUGCAGCGAGGGCUCUGUGCCCUGCCUGGAACCCAGCUCCGCGCCAUGGAGAGCUCCUUCCUCUCCCAGAUCGACCUCCCCCGGCUUCUGGUGGAACAGCUGAGCUCAGAGAUCGGUGGCAUCGCUGGCACCGUGGAAAUCCUGGGCACCUUCCUGCGGGAUGCAGCAUCCCUGCUGGAGGAGGUCUCCUCCAUGACCAGCCUCGCGGAGCUGCGGCAGGAGCUCAGGGCACUGAUGGCACUCAAUGGCAGCACCGCCAGCUUGGGCACCUUCCGAGCCCUGUCACGCAUUGCCUGCGGGCACCCCGAGGGUGGGGGGCUCAGAGUCCCCUCCCUCAACUGGUACGAGGACAAUGACAUCAAAGCCUUCCUGGACCGCAACAGCUCAGAACGGAGAGCCAAGGCUCCGGGCAGUGCCAGCAGUCCCUUCUGCCGAGAGCUGCUCCACAGCCUGGAGUCCAGCCCCGUGUCGCAGAUCUUCUGGCGCGGGGUGAAGCCUCUCUUCACCGGCAAGAUUCUGUACACACCGCCCGGCCCCGGCCCCGACAGCGUCAUGGCCGAGGUGAAUCGAACCUUCCGGGAGCUGGCGGUGCUGGGGGAGGCUGCGGCUGCCUGGCAGGAGCUGGGACCUCGCAUCUACACCUUCCUGAACAGCAGCCUGGAGAUGCAGCUCCUUCGGGAGCUGCUGCUGGCCCCUGGCAUGUCCCAGCUCCUGGAUGGGUUCCUCAACGGCACCUCCUGGAAGGGGUCAGCUCUGGCUGAGUUCCUGGCAGAGCCAGGGGAAGGCCCAGGGCUCACCUGGCACCAGGUGUACGCCGACGUGGACGCUGUCCUCAGCACUCUGUCACAGUUCACGGAGUGUGUCUGCCUGGACAAGAUCGAGGCGGUAGCCACCGAGGAGCAACUGGUAGCCCGGGCCCUGGAGCUACUGGAGGAGCAGCAGUUCUGGGCAGCUGUGGUCUUCCAGCCCCCCGUGGAUGCCACAGCCCCCGCACUGCCCCACCACGUCCGCUACAAGAUCCGCAUGGACAUCGACGACGUCACAAGGACCAACAAGAUCAAGGACAGGUUUUGGGACCCAGGCCCUGCCGCCGACCCCUUCAGCGACCUGCGCUACGUCUGGGGAGGGUUUGUCUACGUGCAGGACCUGGUGGAGCAGGCAGUGGUGAGGGUGCAGACUGGCACUGCCCCCCGGACUGGGGUCUACAUCCAGCAGAUGCCCUACCCCUGCUAUGUGGAUGAUGUGUUCCUGCGGGUGCUGAACCGUUCUCUGCCCCUCUUCAUGACCCUGGCCUGGAUCUACUCCGUGGCCAUGAUCAUCAAGGGGGUGGUGCAUGAGAAGGAGACACGACUCAAGGAGACCAUGAAGACCAUGGGGCUGAGCAGUGGGAUCCUCUGGCUCAGCUGGUUCCUCAGCAGCUUCAUCCCCUUUCUUCUCAGCUCUGGCCUCCUCGUCCUCAUCCUUAAGCUGGGAAACAUCCUGCCCUACAGCGACCCAGCUGUCAUCUUCCUCUUCCUUGGCACCUUCUCAGUGGCCACCAUCAGCCAGUGCUUCCUCAUCAGCACCUUCUUCCCUCGUGCCAACCUGGCCUCAGCUUGUGGUGGCAUCAUCUACUUCUCCUUCUACUUGCCCUAUGUGCUCUGCGUCGCCUGGCGCGACCACAUCACCUUCCCCCUCCGUGUCUUUGUGAGCCUGCUGUCACCGGUGGCCUUUGGCUUCGGCUGUGAGUACUUCUCCCUCUACGAGGAGCAGGGAGUGGGCAUCCAGUGGCACAACCUGGCUGCCAGCCCCGUGCCAGGGGAUCCCUACAACUUUGCCACAGCCAUGGGGCUGCUGCUGCUGGAUGCCAGCCUCUAUGGCCUAGCCACCUGGUAUGUUGAGGGUGUCUUCCCAGGCCAGUAUGGGAUCCCCAAACCCUGGAAUUUCCCCUUCCUGAAGAGCUACUGGUUUGGAGAGCCAUCUUCAGCUGGGCACCCCCCAUACCCCACCAGCACCCUGACUGCACCCCAAGUGCUGGUGGAGGAGCCUCCUGCUCAGCUCCAGCCUGGCGUCUCCAUCCGCAACCUGGUGAAGAUCUACCACAGCAGCGGCCGCGCUGCCGUCAACGGCCUGAGCCUGGACUUCUACGAGGGGCAGAUCACCUCCUUCCUGGGCCACAACGGGGCUGGCAAGACCACCACCAUGUCCAUCCUGACUGGUCUCCUGCCCCCCACCUCUGGCACUGCCUAUAUCCUGGGCUGGGACAUCCGCUCCGACAUCGACAGCAUCCGCAAAACCAUGGGCAUGUGUCCCCAGCACAACGUGCUCUUUGACAUCCUGACGGUGGAGGAGCACGUCUGGUUCUACGGGCGGCUGAAGGGGCUGUCGGAGGAGCAGGUGAAGGAGGAGCUGGAGCAGCUGCUCCUUGACACGGGGCUGCCGCACAAGCGCCGGGAGCAGACCAGGAACCUCUCGGGAGGGAUGCAGAGGAAGCUCUCCGUGGCCAUCGCCUUCGUGGGUGGCUCCAGGGUGGUCAUCCUGGACGAGCCCACGGCCGGCGUUGAUCCCUACUCCCGCCGCAGCAUCUGGGAGCUGCUGCUCAAGUACCGCAAAGGCCGCACCAUCAUCCUCUCCACCCACUACAUGGACGAGGCGGAGCUGCUGGGGGACCGCACGGCUGUCAUCUCGCAGGGCCGGCUCUGCUGCUGCGGCUCCCCCCUCUUCCUCAAGGCCAGGCUGGGCACCGGCUACCACCUCACCCUGGUGAAGAGGGAGCGGGUUGGGACCAGCAGCAGCACUGGCACCGUCCCUGGCAUCACCAAAAAGGAUGGCAGCGACUCGGAGCGCAGCAGCGACACAGGCCUGGGCAGCGAGCGUGGCAGCGAGGCCAGCGCCGUGGAUGUGGCCCAGCUGUCGGCGCUGAUCCAGAAGCUGGUCCCCAGCUCCCGGCUGGUGGAGGACAUCGGGCACGAGGUGCACUUCAUCCUGCCCUACAGCGGGGCCAAGGACGGAGCCUUCGGGGACCUGUUCCGGGAGCUGGAUGCCCGCCUGGGGGAGCUGGGCAUCUCCAGCUAUGGCAUCUCUGACACCACUCUGGAGGAGAUCUUUCUGAAGGUGGCCCAGGACAUGGAGGAGGACACUGACACCACAGGCACUGGGAGAGGAGCAGCCCCCAGUGAGGGGAGGGACGUGGAAGCAUCCGACAGGGAAUUGGCCCAAGGAGUUCGGCGAGUGGAGGAGCCCCAGGAGACAGAUCUGCUGCAGGGGGCAGCUGGGCAGCGCUGGCGCAGGGUGCGGGGCUGGGCACUCACUCGCCAGCAGCUCCGUGCCCUCUUCAUCAAGAGGAUGCUCCACGCCCGACGCAGCACCCGCGGCUUCUUCGCUCAGAUCGUCCUGCCCGCUGUCUUCGUCUGCAUCGCGCUGCUCUUCAGCCUCAUUGUGCCACCCUUUGGCAAGUACCCACCGCUGCGCCUCCAGCCCUGGAUGUAUGGGCAGCAGUUCACCUUCUUCAGCAACGAUGCCCCGGGGGACCCCGACACCGCUCGGCUGCUGGCGGCGCUCCUGGCAGAGCCGGGGUUUGGCACCGAGUGCAUGAAGGCUGCUGCCGAGGUGAUGGCGCCGUGCCCCCCAGCUUCCCACCCCGACGGCUUCGCGGCACCCCCAGCCCCCCGGCCCCUGCUGGAAACGCUGCAGCGUGGGAACUGGACGCGAGCUGAGCCGUCCCCGCCGUGCCAGUGCAGUGGGCCUGGCACUCACAGGAUGCUGCCCGACUGCCCCGAGGGGGCUGGGGGCCUCCCACCGCCCCAGGUGCAGAGGGGCACAGGUGAUGUCCUGCAGAACCUGACGGGCAGGAACAUCUCCGACUACCUGGUGAAGACCUACCCCCAGAUCAUCCGUCGGGAGCUGAGGAACAAGAAGUGGGUGAACGAGCAGAGGUACGGUGGCUUCUCUCUGGGGGCUGGGGGCUCCCAGGCCCUGCCGUCGGCAGCAGAGGUGGACGAGGCAGUGCUGGAGCUCCGGGCGCUGUUCAGAGUCACCCCGGGCAGUCCCUUGGACAGGCUUCUGGGCAACCUCAGCCACUUCAUCGAGGGCUUGGAUGCUCGCAGGAACAUCAAGGUGUGGUUCAACAACAAGGGCUGGCACGCCAUGGUCUCCUUCGUCAACGUGGCCAGCAAUGGGCUGCUGCGUGCCCGGCUGCCCGCUGGCACCGACCCUGCGCUCUACGGCAUCACAGCCACCAACCACCCCCUCAACCUCACCAAGGAGCAGCUCUCAGAGGCCGCCCUGAUGGCUACCUCGGUGGAUGUGCUGGUCUCCAUCUGCGUCAUCUUCGCCAUGUCCUUCGUCCCAGCCAGCUUCGUGCUCUUCCUCAUCGAGGAGAGGGUCAGCAAGGCCAAGCACCUGCAGUUUGUCAGCGGGAUGAAGCCUGUGACCUACUGGCUGGGCAACUUCUCCUGGGACAUGUGCAACUACCUGGUCCCCGCGCUGCUGGUCAUCCUCAUCUUCCUCUGCUUCCAGCAGAAGUCCUAUGUCUCCUCUGCCAACCUGCCCGCCCUGGUGCUGCUGCUGCUGCUCUACGGCUGGUCCAUCACCCCCUUGAUGUACCCAGCCUCCUUCCUCUUCAGCAUCCCCAGCACCGCCUAUGUGGCCCUGACCUGCAUCAACCUCUUCAUCGGCAUCAACGGCAGCGUCGCCACCUUCGUGCUGGAGCUCUUUGUGGACCAGAAACUCAACGACAUCAACCGCAUCCUGAAGAAGGUUUUCCUCAUCUUCCCCCACUUCUGCCUUGGCCGAGGCCUCAUCGACAUGGUGAAGAACCAGGCCAUGGCUGAUGCCUUCGAGAGGUUUGGGGACAAGCGUUUUGUGUCGCCCCUGUCCUGGGAGCUGGCAGGGAAGAACAUGUUUGCCAUGGCUGUAGAGGGCAUCAUCUUCUUCAUCUUCACCCUCCUGCUGCAGUACCGCUUCUUCCUGCGGCUGGGGCCGCGGGCUCUGCAGCUGCCCUCGCUUGGGGAGGAGGAUCAGGAUGUGGCCAGGGAGAGAGUGAGGGUGGGCAGCACCCCCCCAGAUGGCCACCUCCUGCUGCUGAAGGACCUGACCAAGGUGUACCGGCGCAGGAAGGCUCCGGCAGUGAACCGGCUCUGCGUGGCCAUUCCCCCUGGGGAGUGCUUCGGCCUCCUGGGGGUGAACGGUGCGGGGAAGACCUCCACCUUCAAAAUGCUGACAGGCGACACGGAGGUGACACUGGGGGAGGCCUGGCUGAAAGGGCACAGUGUCCUCACGCUCGGCUUCGUCCUCAUCCUGAUCCCUGCAGCGUGCUCCUCCCUAUUCCCGCAGCCUGCUCAGCUUCAUCCCUGUCUCUGGAGCUUGUCCCCGUCCCCGCAGCGUGCUCAGCCAUGUCCCCGUCCCCGCAGCGUGCUCAGCGACCUCCAGUCCGUGCACCAGCACAUGGGUUACUGCCCCCAGUUCGAUGCCAUCACCGACCUGCUGACGGGGCGAGAGCACCUGGAAUUCUACAGCCGCCUGCGUGGGGUCCCAGAGGAGGAGACCCGCAGGGUGGCCCAGUGGGGCAUCGCCAAGCUGGGGCUGGUGCCGCACGCAGACCGCCCAGCGGGCAAGUACAGCGGCGGCAACAAGCGCAAGCUGUCCACGGCCAUAGCCCUCCUCGGCUCCCCGCCCGUCGUCUUUCUAGAUGAGCCCACGACAGGGAUGGACCCCCGAGCCCGGCGGUUCCUGUGGGACUGCAUCCUCGGCGUCAUCCGGGAGGGCAGGUCUGUGGUGCUCACAUCCCACAGCAUGGAGGAGUGCGAGGCACUCUGCACCAGGAUGGCAAUCAUGGUCAACGGCCGCUUCCGCUGCCUGGGCAGCAUCCAGCACCUCAAGAACAGGUUUGGAGAUGGCUACACGGUGGUGGUGCGUGUGGGUGGCCCCGGUCCAGCGGCGGUGGAGAGCCUGAUGCAGCAUCACUUCCCUGGCAUCGUGCUGAAGGAGCGCCACGGGGGGCUGCUGCAGUACCAACUGCCCUCCCGGGCCGCCUCCCUGGCCAGCAUCUUCAGUGUCCUGGCAGCCCACCGAGGCCCCUGCCACAUCGAGGACUACUCCGUAUCCCAGACCACCCUCGAUCAGGUCUUUGUGCACUUUGCCAGGGAGCAGAGCGAUGAGGACCCCGAGGAGGUCAUGGACGCAGGGCAGGAUGUGACCCUGGCGGUGACCAGCCCUGGGAUGAGGCUGUCACAGUUUCUGGAGGACAACAACUACCAGGAGAGCUCUGUCUGAGUGGUGCCCCAUGGACCCCUCCCCAGCAUGAUGCAGGGUCCUGGGCCUUCUGGCUACCCGGGACCCCCACAGCUGUGCAGAAGGGUCUGGCCACAUCCUGCCUACCGACAAGAAGCCGCCGACACCAUGAGAUGGUCUGGGUGCUGGGGAGGGCCAGAGCCCCAGGGCAGGGCUGGUACCAGCUCUCCUUUAGUGGAGUUGUACCCUUGGAGGGGGUGAGGUGACAGACUGGGGGCUCUGCCCCCUGCUCCAGGCAGGGCUGGGUGCUGGGGCUGGCCCUGGGACCCAAGAUCCUGCUGUUAAUGAGCAACUAAAUAAAGACCCACGGCACUGCGCAGGG